This is a messenger RNA of Biomphalaria glabrata, 922 nucleotides long. RefSeq lists its product as uncharacterized. NCBI's taxonomy places the organism in Eukaryota, Metazoa, Mollusca, Gastropoda, Planorbidae. The transcript is spliced from 8 exons. The record is from RefSeq and is a predicted model, not a curated record. Gene Ontology annotation, molecular function: calcium ion binding; enzyme regulator activity. Bases 289 to 753 code for a protein of 154 amino acids.
UUCUAGAAGAUCGAUAAUACUGUUUAUUGGCAUAAGGCUAUGCGUGUCAGUUGGUUAAACCAUGGAAUUUAAUCUCUCAAAAUAAUAUUGAAGGAAUUCAAAAAUCGGACCCUUUUGACGGCAGCUUGCAGAGCCAUUCCACGAAUCAAUGGAAGCAAAAAGAACGAUCCUACUGGCAAAUAAUGGAACAAAGAGAGUACAACAAAUCUACUGCAUAGUUUUCUGAAGCUUGUUGAUGCCAGCACUAGCUAUCAAUGAGUUAGUAGACUAAGACACUUACACUGGAACAUGAGUCAGAUCUCGAAAGAACAAGAAGAAGAAGAAGUGUGGGAAGAAGUAUUUCAACUCUUUGACAAGGACAGAAAUGGACAUAUAUCUAGAGAUGAACUUGGGCGUGUGUUUAGAGCCCUAGACUUAGAUCCUUCCCAGAAAGAGCUGGAUCAAGCAUUGAAAGAACUAGAUAAAGAUGGGAAUGGUAUCUUUGAAAAGGACGAUUUUAAAAUGUAUUUAAAGAAAGUCAAACGGUCAAGUUAUGAUGAAAGAAAACAGGAAAUGAUGCAGGCCUUCAGCCUUCUAGAUAAGAAUAAUGACAAGUUCAUAGAUGCCAAGGAACUGAGCCAGGUAUUAACUUCCCUUGGAGAGGUCCUGUCAGAGGCAGAGAUUAAUGCUAUGAUCCAAGUUGCUGAUACAAACAAAGAUGGUAAAAUUGAUUACGAAGAGUUUGUGAAGUUCAUUUUAACCCCUUGCCUAUGAGCGUGGUAAAGAGACAGACAUUCAUUGUAUCACUGUGUACGUGAACGUAUCUCAGCCAACGAGCCACAAGAUUCAGCGCUACACAAACAAGUUGUUUAAAGGUUUUAAUAUAAGGCUACAGGCUAGUGUUGAUAGUCUGACACUCUCAAUAAAUUCAUGUAAUAAUGUA